This is a messenger RNA of Athalia rosae (coleseed sawfly), 1775 nucleotides long. RefSeq names its product protein-L-isoaspartate(D-aspartate) O-methyltransferase-like. The transcript is spliced from 6 exons. Lineage: Eukaryota; Metazoa; Arthropoda; Insecta; Hymenoptera; Athaliidae. The record is from RefSeq and is a predicted model, not a curated record. Gene Ontology annotation, molecular function: protein-L-isoaspartate (D-aspartate) O-methyltransferase activity. Bases 492 to 1190 code for a protein of 232 amino acids. Gene Ontology annotation, biological process: protein modification process. Gene Ontology annotation, cellular component: cytoplasm.
CUCACCGAUUCAUCGAUACACGUUGAUACCGAACUCGACUCGUCGUAAAAGUGGAGUUCCGGUCAAUUCGAGUUUCCCGCUACCUAGUUCCUGACAAUGGCGCAUCGCCGGUUUUUUAUAAUUGGUUCACGCGUGACGUCACAUCGCGCCUGCAGUGGCGCCUCGCAUCUCGAUUGUGGCAAUGCUAUGGUAUUUAUAUUUCUACCGUUUUCUAUCUCAAUAUUGAUUAGUUAGAUUAUUCGGAUCAUUAAGAGAGAAAAUUUUUAAUCAUCUCGGAUCACGGGUCGAUCUGUAAAAAAACUCGCAGUUCGUGUUUCGCACACCUAAGACGCGGAAUAUCGAAGUGGAACGCAGUCCCCCAAUCCACUGACUUUCCUCAUCAUCCACUGAGCGUGGCCCACUGAAUUCUGGGUACGGCGCCAAACCGUCGCUCCGUUUUGAAGGUACAAUUGGCCGCAAGAGAAAACAGAAGACAACAAUCGAAGGAUAUAAUGGCAUGGCACUGCAACGGAAUCACGAAUCAAGAGAUGGUGGAAAAACUAAAAAACGCCGGUAUAAUUGGAUCGGACAAAGCAGAAGAAGCUAUGCUAAGAAUUGACAGAGGAAAGUACUGCCACGAGGUAGAUCCUUACCUGGAUCGACCGAGAAAAAUUGGCUACAACGUCACCAUCAGCGCACCCCACAUGCACGCGUACGCCUUGACCAUGAUGACGGAGCAACUGUCGCGACGAGGUGCCCACGCCUUGGACGUUGGCAGCGGAAGUGGCUACCUCACCUCGUGCAUGGCCCACAUGGUGGGUCCUGGCGGGCUCGUCGUUGGCCUUGAACAUAUUCCCGAACUGGUUGAAAGAUCGCGAAAAAACGUGGAGCAAGACAGGCCCGAUCUCGUGCGGGAUGGGCGAAUCAAGUUCGUUGUCGGGGAUGGGAGAUUGGGGUACGAAGCUGACGGACCCUACGACGCAAUUCACGUCGGCGCUGCGGCUGACACGUUGCCACAGACCCUAGUGAAUCAGUUGGCACCCGGAGGUCGCCUUCUCUGUCCGGUGGUUGCGGUACAGGGAUUUCAACGGUACCAGGAUUUCGUUCAAGUCGACAAGAAUCAGGACGGCUCGAUAACGACGAAAAAUUUGAUGCAGGUCAUGUACGUUCCACUCACAGAUGCGAAGGCCCAACUUGGGGAGAACAACUAGAGAUAUGAAGCCUAUAUGGGUCAUAACUGUGCGAAUACGAGUGCGACAGCUAUUUAUUUUGUUCUUCAUAGAGUCGUUAUAAACGAUCGGAUUUAAUUUAGUUAGACAUCACAACAGCUGAAUACAAUUCAGUCUGAGGCGGGGACAAACUUGGAAUCUAAAUAAAAAUUUAAUGUUGCGUCAUCGUGAUAAAGACGUUACAAAUUCGUUGGUAUCAUAGUAAAAUCCACCCAACUUGGUGUUCCAGCUGUACGUUGUAUGUAUAGCUGUAUCGGUGUUUGUUCGCACAGAUACGAAGUUACCCCGAGUAAAAUUGCAAAUUUUUAAAAUCGUUUAUUACUCGCAGCAGCGUUGAUUGAAAACGUUAGACAGCGAUUGCGGGUAUCACGAUCACAAUAAUUAUCAUGGAUCUUUCCAUUGAUACACUGUUUCUGUUAUAAUAAAGCGUUCACUGAAGAUAAUGCCUUGGCCGCACGAUUAUGCAAAUGCAUAAUUUAUACACCGCUCAAUCUUAUCUCAAACGUAUAACGUAAUUUAGAACUGUUCAUUAUUAGAUAAACAAUAAAACAUGUACAUACAAGCAUA